AUUUGUUUUAUACAUUUUAGUUGAAUAACACAUUAUAUUGAGUUGUGUUUAAGGAUUAAAGGACAUGUAACUGAAGAAAAUUACCAAUAUUGUCCCUUUUUCAGUGUAUUAUUACGGUAAUAAUAUGUUUUGGCAGAUUAUAAUCAAAUAAAUCAUUGUACCACAAUAUUAAAAAACAAACAAAGAAAGAAAAAACAACAUAAAAUUUUACAUUUAUUCGGAUCAUAUUAGCGGGCGGUUUUACUGAUGUUUUAUUCUGAUGAAAAUAAAAAGGAUUUAAAUAACCUUAAUGAAAACAUUAAAUGGACUCAUUUAAAUGUUAAAUAUCUGCCAAAAAUGUUUCAUAUUAAUUUUAAUAGAUCAGGAUGGGUAUUAUAUGUUCACAAAAAAGGCAAGAUUGCUAAAGUUACUCUUAGAACAACAAUCAAAAACUUAUUUCUAUUUGAUAUCCCUAAUUCAGUCAGGAAAUACUACCUCUACUUAUUUUCCAUGAGUGAUCUAUUAAUGAUUUCUAGUGUGUCAGGUUCAUCUACUCUCUCAGAAGAUCAUUAAUGCUGUACUUUCUCUUGCACUACUUCAUUUUCCUAAAUCAGAUGGUCUGUCCCUCUCUCAUCUCAUUUACCUUCAAUUAAAAUUACAUUUCCCUGUUUAAGGGCCUCCAUUACUCAACAAGAGUCAAGUAUCUGUGACCCGCUAUCUUCAUUAUGUUUCCAUUAGCUACAAAGCUGAAGCUUUACUUUGGAACAAAAUCUGAAGUUGCAUGUGAAUAAACAACACGCUCAGAGCAAAAUUGCAUAUUGCACUAUAUUUUUAAGUCUUGGAUUAUGUCAUUUUUCUUGGGUCAAACGUUUGUCUCCUCGCAUAUCGGGAUUUGGCUCAGAGUUUAACUGGGAUUAAGUGAAGACUUAUUUGGUAGAAGAAAUUUUGUGAAUUAUUAUUACAAUUUAAAAUAACAUUCUUGUAAUGCAAAGCUAAAUGUUUUGGGGUUUAGUGUAAAAUGAUACAGAAAUCAUGCUGAUUUGCUGUUCAAGAACUUUUUUGUUUGCUUACAUUGCUUAAUAUCAUUAUUCUUUGGUAUGGUUUUCUAUUCAUCGUCAUUCCUUUAUACUUUCUUUCUGUUUAAGAGUUUUCCACAUAUAUACUGAGUAGCAAGCCACUAUUAAUAAUCAAGAACAUAUUAAAGGCCUAACUGGGCAGCAAAUCAGCCUAUUAGAUUUCUGCCAGAUCAUGCCAUACUGAAGUAAUGAUGCUGAAAAUACAGCUUUCCCGUGAGAAAUAAAUGUCAUUUUAAUUGAUAUUAUAAUAAAAUACAGGCAUUUUAAAUUGCAAUAAUAGCUCAUUUCAUGUUUUUGCAAGAACUAAAAAUCAUAGCAACCACAAACAUAAACGCUGAAGGUGAAUGGAAAGCCCAUUUCAUCGAAUAUCCACUCACCCACAGAAGAUUAAAUCCGUUCUCCACUUCAUUAUGCCGUAUGUAUGCAUUUUAACAUCGUGCAGGUCGCGCGUUGUUUUGAAUCGCUGCUGCGCAUGCGCUCGUAGAAAACAACCGUUAAAAACAUGGCGCUUCUUGCGUAAAACGGACUUUAGGCUACUGAUGUGAUGCUGAACCUAACAGCAUUUCAUUGGUUGCAGGUAAUAUGCUGAAACGCCUUAAGUCACGUUUAGAGUUAUUCGGUCAUUUUGAUAAACUACGGGAAUUUCGCGCUUAAAUUUCGCCUCAUUAAACUAAUUUGCUUGAUUUUGAAAGUGAACUACAUGCACGAGCUGGCUUUCACAUGGCUACACUUUUCAAAACAGACAAAAUACCGCGCGGUUUUCACUUCUGUCUGAAUUUUACCCCUUUAAGCGUCGCCCGUAUUCGUAACGGUCCCACUUUUCCCCUCACACGUGUGUUACAAAUAAAGGCUCUCUGCCGGUCUCCCAGCCUCGGAACACUGCACAAGAAACCGCAGCAUCUUCCCGCUACAGAUAUUAAGUUUGUUUCGUCUUUCAUGCCUAACAGCGCGGAAACGUCCAGGGAUUUCUAGUCUGGUUUUCUUUUAACAGCAUGCCGGCAUCAUGAGCUCCACAUGCACGAGUUACAGCAGCGGAGAGAGGGGCUUCGUGAAGGGCUUCUCCUGUCCCUCCUCGGACGGUAACGCCGGGGCUGUGUUCUGCUGUGGAUUCAACGACAUGAAGUACUGCUGCGAUGAUCCCAACAGCUUUUUCCCUUAUGAAUACGGAUAUAUGUGGUGGCUCAGGGGAUUCAAACCUGCAACCUUAAGUUUCGGAGCUCUGUUGGGUCUCUCCAUAGCAGCUGUGGUCUUGUUGGUCUUCGUCAUCACCGUGUGUGUCUUCUGCUACCUCUUCAUCGUCACCAAACCCGGUCGCAGGGACGACGGCCUCAACCUUAGUGCGCCAGGAUCUGAUUUAGCAUCUGAGGCCAGGCCUACUGGACCGAGCGACUACCUCAGCCGCAAAGACUGACCCUGAGCGGCUCUUUCAGCGCUGCUUGACCACAGCUGUUACCAGAACCGAGACAGGCCGUCAUGGGAGUUAAUGUGGUUCCGAUCACAUGUUUGGUCAUGGCAAUGUCUGCACAUGAAUGUCUGACGACACAAGACGACCAAUCAACCGUUUCAUCAGAGCUUCCAGUGAAAAGUACUACAGAUGGACCAAACGACUCAUCGGGAAUCACUGAAGCCCACUCCGCUUGGCCCACCGUGCUCGGUGCAUUGACAGCAGUGCUGUCCAUCGGUCUCCUGAUAGCACUGGCCGUGAGGUACCGCUUCUUCCGAUGGUGCCUGACCAGAAACAAUCACGCUUUAUUAUUGGAGGGUGAAACGGCCAGUCAGUUCAGCCAGGCUGGAGAUCUGGAGGGAGAGAUCCCAGUGCGUGGCAUGAGGGGCAGAAUGAUCCGGCGUGGAGAAAGUUCAGAUGAGAAUGAAGACGACGAUGGCUUCAUCGAGGACAACUACAUCCAGGCGAAUGAGAGAGAGAAAGCAGAGGAAGAGGAAUUCCAGCAGGAAGAUACUGAAGACAGCGAUGAUGAACUGGUCAUUCCAGACAUUAUAUACAUUGACUGAUUUUCUGUACGUCUCCACUGUGGAUAUAAAGUCUGGAAUCACUAUGACAGUUUGGACUCUUGUAUUUCUAUUAGAUGAUGUUCUUCGGAAGUCUUUGAAGGAAUAUUCUGGUUGUAGAAAAAGUUAAGUUUAAUCUUCAGCAUUUGUGGCAUCCUUUACUUAAAAGGUUAUAGAGGAGCUCACAAUGGACGUGAAUGGAGCCAAUCCGUAAAUGUAAAAAUACUAAACACUGUACAGCCACAAAUGAGCAUGAAUCAAGCUCAAAAAUGAUUAAAUUCUGGAAAAAAAUCACUAACCAUUCUGCUUAUGCCCAUAAUUAAAAAUGAAAAUAAAAUGAUUUAAACAGCUUUACAGAACAAAUAAUACACAUAUAUUAUUUUAAUACAAGAAUUUUUAAUUAAUUGAAGUAAUUAUUAUAAUUGAAGUAAUUAUUAUUAUUUUGCUAAUAAUAUUUACACCACAAAUGCUGUUGAUUGAGCUUGACUUGGAUAUAAACCCUUAAUAUUCAUUUAAGACAUUCAAGGGCUGAAUCUAAUGGGUUUUGCAUACAUGUCUUAUGAUCACAGUUUACACAACAGCUCAACAUCUCAAACUUAUGAAAAUUAAUCCAUCCAUAAUAAUUGUUAACUGUACUUAUUACUUUUGUGGCUUUUUCUUUGAAUGUUUUUUCUAAAUGUCUGAGUCUGUCUUAAAAAUGUAUCUUAUCUUUAAUACUCCAGCAAAAAAAAAAAAAAAUAAUUGAAGAAACAUGCUUAUGUACAUAUAUUUCACCGCCUAGCAUGAAAUUAGCACAACAUUGUAUUAGGUGAAUUAAUACAAUUAUGUAGAGCUCAUGACUAUAUUACACAUAUACCGCUUACUUUGAAUGCAGCUGUAUAGACUCUAUCAUAGAUUUCAUCAGCAAUUGUGGAUACUCGGUCAUUCAACAAAUAUAAUAACUGUGUAUAGAAAUAACUGUUGCCAGUUUUUAGCGCCAACUAUAGACAGCUGCGUAGACUUCAAGUUAACAACUUCACUUCGAGUCAAGAGACUAUGCUUACUUUUUGCCACAGACACAGUGCAAGUUGUAUGCCAGUGUGCUAGAAGUUUCUGUUCAAUCAUCAGAUUGGAAAUACACGGUGAAGUUGAACGCAAUGCAUUCUGGGAUAUGGUAUUCAAAAGAGUGAACUUUGCUGUACAUUGUGCAUUCAUUCCAGGUGUUCAAUUCAAGAUUAAUUUCCAUACAGUUACGAAAUAUUCGUUUUGAUUCCAACUAUAAGGUCCAUUGACAGAAGCUCAUUAAAACCACACGUAAAAUGA
This is a messenger RNA of Puntigrus tetrazona (Sumatra barb), 4364 nucleotides long. RefSeq names its product protein shisa-like-2A. The transcript has 6 exons. The coding region runs from base 2059 to 2466 and encodes 135 amino acids. The record is from RefSeq and is a predicted model, not a curated record. Lineage: Eukaryota; Metazoa; Chordata; Actinopteri; Cypriniformes; Cyprinidae.